Molecule: messenger RNA, 2033 nt
Organism: Arabidopsis thaliana (thale cress)
Lineage: Eukaryota; Viridiplantae; Streptophyta; Magnoliopsida; Brassicales; Brassicaceae
Gene: TAR2
Product: tryptophan aminotransferase related 2
Exons: 5
Coding region: 302-1624 (440 amino acids)
Biological process (GO): auxin biosynthetic process
Cellular component (GO): membrane
Molecular function (GO): L-tryptophan:pyruvate transaminase activity; L-tryptophan:2-oxoglutarate transaminase activity; carbon-sulfur lyase activity
Source: RefSeq, marked reviewed
CUUAAAAUCGUGAUUGGUAAUAUUUAUGAGUUAAGUACAUGAGUUAGGUUCGUAAUCCAAUAUAAACACAUUGUUAUACAUACCUUUAUCUCUUGAGAUUCUUCAAGGGUUAUUUUAAUCUCUUACAAAAAUCAUAACUUCGAAUAUCAGCCAAAAAAAGGAUCAGUCUCGUUGGACACCACUUGUUUGUUUCCUUUGUUUUUUUUAAAAGAGGUCUUUAUCCAGCUAUCCCACUCUGCUCUUCUUCUUUAAGCAUUUUGCAUUCUUGUUUCUUGGUUUUGUGUUUUAGUUUUGAGAGAAAAUGGGACAGAUUCCGAGGUUUCUUUCUUGGAGGAAUAUGUUGGUCCUCUCGUUGGCCAUCAACUUCAGCUUGAUUCUAAAGAUUUUGAAGGGUGAUAGAGAACGAGGAGAUUCAUGGGACAGAACAGCGUAUGUUAGCAUAUGGCCCGUGGUAUCCACCACGGCUUCAGAAUCUUCUUCGUUGUCUUCAGCAUCUUGCAACUAUAGCAAGAUUGAAGAAGACGAUGAUAGAAUUAUCAAUCUCAAAUUUGGUGAUCCAACGGUGUAUGAGAGAUAUUGGCAGGAAAAUGGAGAGGUGACAACAAUGGUGAUACCUGGAUGGCAAUCUCUUAGCUAUUUUUCAGAUGAAAACAACCUCUGUUGGUUUCUUGAGCCAGAGCUUGCCAAAGAGAUUGUGAGGGUGCAUAAGGUUGUUGGGAAUGCUGUAACGCAAGACCGCUUCAUUGUUGUUGGCACUGGCUCAACACAAUUGUAUCAGGCUGCUCUCUAUGCUCUCUCCCCACAUGAUGACUCCGGUCCCAUUAAUGUCGUGUCAGCCACACCCUAUUAUAGUACAUACCCGUUGAUUACAGACUGCCUCAAAUCAGGUUUAUAUCGAUGGGGUGGAGAUGCAAAGACGUACAAAGAAGAUGGUCCAUACAUUGAACUUGUUACAUCUCCAAACAACCCUGAUGGGUUCUUGAGAGAAUCAGUAGUGAACAGUACUGAAGGUAUAUUGAUCCAUGAUUUGGCUUACUAUUGGCCACAGUAUACACCGAUAACAUCACCAGCUGAUCACGAUGUUAUGCUCUUCACUGCUUCAAAGAGCACUGGCCAUGCAGGGAUACGGAUUGGAUGGGCUUUGGUGAAAGACAGAGAGACGGCUAGGAAAAUGAUAGAGUACAUUGAACUCAACACGAUUGGGGUUUCAAAGGACUCACAGCUUAGAGUAGCCAAGGUUCUUAAGGUUGUGUCAGACAGUUGUGGGAAUGUAACGGGCAAAUCUUUCUUUGACCAUAGUUAUGAUGCUAUGUAUGAGAGGUGGAAACUAUUGAAACAAGCAGCAAAGGAUACUAAACGUUUCAGUGUUCCUGAUUUCGUCUCUCAACGUUGCAAUUUCUUUGGCAGGGUCUUUGAGCCACAACCAGCAUUUGCAUGGUUUAAGUGUGAAGAAGGGAUAGUGGAUUGUGAGAAGUUUCUUAGAGAGGAGAAGAAGAUUCUAACUAAAAGUGGAAAGUACUUCGGAGAUGAGCUAAGUAAUGUGAGGAUAAGCAUGUUGGAUAGAGAUACUAACUUUAAUAUUUUCCUUCACAGGAUUACAUCUUCCUUUAAUUCAACUUUGUAAGUGCAUAUGCAUGUGAUUAUGAUCGAUUGUCAUAACUUGCAACAAGUGUUUUGCUCCAUAAAUAUUAUUGGAAAUUUGAAUAAUGUGAAGGAUCAAUCAAAGACCUAUUCAUCAAACCAUCUCUGAUGAUAUGAAUGAGCAAACAUUCAUUCACUACGACACAACCGAGAGUUUGUUCAAGCGUUGUCAGCAUUUUGGUCUGGAACUUUGUAAUCUCGAAGGAUCAGAUCCAACAUCUCAUAGCUUUUUCAGUAUUAAAUUCCAGCCUUAGGUAAUCCUUCAGAGUCAUAUCAACAUUUUUGCUACGGAAGGAUCAUUGUCGCUACCUUCCAUUUUACAUUUGUGUCAGCUUUAUUCACAGCACCGUUUUUUAGCCGCAUCAACUUUCUUUCUUUGUAUAAUUCAGAAG